AUGCGGAUCCUUAGGGGCGAAUGCUCGGGCUCAAGCAACAUCGUUGUCGCUACCGAUGUUGCGCCUAUCGCUGAAAUUGUGGGAGUCGAGACGGUCAUGGGUAGUGUGAUAGUUGCAAACAAUAGCGCUCUUACUACCGUCGCUACGGACAAUCUGCAGACCGUCACCGGAGAUGUGGUACUGGAUACACUGCCACUUCUGUCAAACAUAUCUCUGCCGCAAUGGACAAGCGUUGGUACCAUCAUCUUGAACAAGAUACCAGCGCCCAAUGUUCUGGAUGUGCGAACGAGAGUACAGAAAGUCACGAAUCUCUACAUUACCGAUACGACGCUGGAGACAUUAUUUGGCGUAUUACUCCAAACGGCACAAAUGGAUACAUUGCAUAUCACGGGCAACAAGUUCCUACAAGAUUGCUGGUUUGGAGUCGGAAACAUAACACAGCAAGCAACCAUUGUCAACAACAGUGGUCAAAUGAGUCUCACGCUGCCGAAUUUGACGUAUGCAUACAACAUGGAGAUCUCGAAUGCUAGUUCCAUCAGUAUGCCCAUGCUCCAAUCCGUCAGCUCAAACCUGGACGUCAGCUGGAAUAGCUUUCGAAAUCUGAGCAUUCCGGAGCUUAGUUUCGUGGGCGGUGAGCUAUCAAUUGUUGAGAACAGCCAGCUCGAUGAGCUUGACAUGAUGGCCUUGGUCAAUGUGCAAGGCGGCAUAACCAUCCGCGACAAUGCACAACUCGAGACUCUGGACGGGCUGAGCACUCUCUCGUAUGUUGGUGACAAUCUAACGUUAGACGGAGACUUCACGAAUGCCACACUCGCCUCUCUCCACAAUGUACGGGGAGACCUGUUCCUCGCGUCUGCGAGCGGUGCCACUUGCGCCGAGAUCCCUUCUCCCAUCGUCCACGGUCACUAUACUUGCAACGCGGCACAAGGCAAUACACAUCAGGGCGGCAAGCUACCGGUGGGUGCAGUGGCUGGAAUUGUGCUUGGUGCAGUGCUUGGGCUGGCGGCAAUGCUAGGAUCCUUCUUAUGGCUGCGUUAUCGACGUCGAAGCACUCAUGUCAGUGAAAUUAGCGAUGCACAAAGACCACCGUUACCACCGAAAGAGAAGCGUUCGAGCUACGGAUACUAUGAGAUAACGAAAGCCAAGGAUACUUUAAAUGACGGUGGGAAACAUGGCGAGGGGGAAAGUGUGCCGUUGAGUGCUCUGGACAAGAAGCAGAGUACGAGGACCGAGGAGCAUGAACUACCCACGCCAGUCAACUCGGAUGUAUACGAACUGCCAACGGACAUGUCUGGAGCGGCACACGAGCUUGAGAGUCGAUAG
This is a messenger RNA of Recurvomyces mirabilis, 1323 nucleotides long. RefSeq names its product cell wall protein Ecm33. NCBI's taxonomy places the organism in Eukaryota, Fungi, Ascomycota, Dothideomycetes, Mycosphaerellales, Teratosphaeriaceae. The coding region runs from base 1 to 1323 and encodes 440 amino acids. Gene Ontology annotation, cellular component: cell wall; plasma membrane. The record is from RefSeq and is a predicted model, not a curated record. The transcript has 3 exons.